UCUUCUAGGUGUGGAGGUGAGCACAUUUUCUCCCAGGGAUACUCCAGAAUUCAUGACUCUGCAUCCUUGCCCACCCUGUACCAGCACCAACAUUCUUCUCCCAGUGCGGUUUGUUUUUAAUUCAGAUUUAUCCAUUUUAAAAGAAUCUACAUUCCCUGCCGUGUUUUCUCUUUCCCUCCCUUCCCACAUUCCUCCUUUUUCUUAAAAAUUAUAAUAUUCCUUGCCGGGUAUGUAAGAGCACUCUGAGAGAGCCUGAGAAAACGGUGUGUUCAUGGUUACCUGCCGCCUAGACUAUGUCCUGGAGAGUUGUUUGGACAUACCAGUGAGAAAUGGCAGGUGGAAAUUAAGCCUGCCCCAGCAGACCUGCUUUCUUGGGAAAGACUUAGAGAAUUGCAGUUUUCUUGCCUGGCUUUCCUUCCAGCAAAGACUCCUCCCAGGCUCAGGCAGGUAGGUUUUCAUUUGCUCAUGGGACCAAGCUUGAAAGGCAGGCUCAGAUGGCUGCAAACCUGACCACAGAGCCUAGAACCGCUAAGGAGAGUUCAGGAAAUGCGUCUUCCAAGACCAAGAGUAAGCAAGCCGGGACUCAGCUCCUAUAUGUCGGGAGCUGUGUCUGCAGUGCGGGGGCCCAGGGGAGCCGGCUGUGAAAUUGCUUAGCGGCUCUCAGCCAGGCCUGAAAUGGGUUCCCUUUUAACUCCCUCACUGGUUCUGGGACCGCAAACUAGCACAGUCCCCUAGUCCAGUCUUUGCCUGGCUCUCAGGCUGCGCGCGCUGCGCUCCCUCCUGGCGGCGCCUCAGACUCCCGGAUCUGGCCAGCUAGGCCACCUCCUGGAGGGGCGCAAAACCCUGGACCGGGUCUCUCGUGGACGCCUUUCCCAGGACACGGAUGGACCGCGGGGGGCAGGAUCGCAGUUGGGAGACAGACAAGAGGAGAGAAAAGGAGCGACAGAAGCAUGACACCAGCAGACAAGGGUGAGAACAGCGACCGAAUGGCCAGAUGUGGAGGGAGAAUUGUCCGGACUCGCGCGGGAGAGAAACUUCAGGAAGCCUGUCUAAAGCGGGGCUUCUACCGGAGAAUGCGAACUCAUGCUUCCCACUAAAGAAAACCAUGAGAAGAGAAACUGAUCAGGAUCUGAAGCGAAGGAGCGAGGAUAAAGGAGAAAGCACUGGUUAGAGGAUAGUUAAAAGAGAAAGCACUGGUUAGUGGAAUUCUCGAUCUUCGAGAGGGAAACAAGAAAAAAAAAGUGCGUUGUCGCCCCCCCCCUUCCCCACCCCCAAGUUCAGGACGGAAAGCAAUUCUGGGCUCCACAGGGGCAGCCACCUCCUGUACCGGCCAAGAAGGCCAGGCCUCUCAGGCAGGUUUGAGAACCCAGUUGGGGCCCAGACUUCUCUUUCAAGGAAGCGGGCAUCAAAGAGCCCCUCACCUUCGGGGGACUGUCCUGUGUGCGCGCUUUCCAGGAAAGCGCGUCGCCUUUAGAAACUAGAAAUACGGAUGCAGCCCCAAUAUAUUGUAAGCCCGAGGGAGACUUCCUUUGCAUGUAGAAUUAAAAUUGGUGCACUGAAAAUCUUUAAAACCAAACAAAAACGAAACUGAAAGAAUAAAGAAGCAAAGGUUGACUUCAUCUCGCCCUUCUGUCUUGAUGACCAAGAACAUGCACAUGCCAGAAAGUCCUGGCUGCUAAUAGAAUAGGAUAUGACUUGAUACAUCGAAACUUACUUACAUUUUAAAUUUUCCUUCAUUAAAGUAAACCCACUUUAAAAGUGAAUGUUUCGUUUUAUUUAAGAUAAAAAAAAAAUCUGCACGCACCUAAAUGGCAGCUUAUUUUUGGGCCCCAAACUUAAACCACGGAAGACAUAGUUGAAAUAGAAAAUAGUCAUGAGAGCUCUAGUUUUGUUGAAAUGCCCUUGUAUUAUUGCUUUCCUUCUUUCCCGAAUAAAACAGGCAUGGAAAGAGAUAGAUCUGGUCGCUGGCGGGGCGUCAGCCACGCGUCGGUGGCACGGUGGCAGCACCAGGUUUCCGCAGCUGGGCCUCAGCCGGCAGGCGCGGGCCACAGCGCCCCCUCGCCGCCUGCCGCGCGACUUUAGAUCUAGUCGCCUCCUGAAAACCAUGGAACAGGACAGUAUCAGGCCAGCGCCUGGGCCUUCAAAACCAGUUUAGUACCCAGAAAGAUCUUCCAUUCCUAGCCUUAAUAUUUGGCCCACAAGUGGCCUCCACGGAAAACGGGGGCAACUUGAAAGAGUCGCUAGCCAGGGCCAACUCUAAAUAUUUCCACUUCUGUUUGUGUGAGGACCAUAGUAACAUGGUUUGUUUUUAACUCCACUACAUACGUGAGGGAGGGUACACAGCAUGUACCCACAGCCUGGACAACCACCACAAGAGACCGCUUUCUAAGCAGUCAACCGAUUUCGCUACAUUUCAUACAUUGUUCACUCCAUGUAUGUAGCUGGAGAAAGAGGAGCCAAGCACCUGGAUUCCCAAGAGACAUCUGAACUCUCCUCCUACCCUGAAGCACAGAAUCCAGGCCUCUUUUGAAGUUGGAAACCAAGAGCAGUUUGGGGUAACCCUGUCACCCCAGUAGCAGUGAUGAUUAUCUGCCCAGGCGCUAUACUUGGAAAGUAAAUUUUCCUCCUUGAUUUUUUGUUGUUGUUGUUGUUCUUGUUGGUGGUGGUGUGGUUUUUUUGUUGUUUUGUUUUGUUUUUAAGAUUAAUGCAACUUUAACCUAAGAGAAGAAAAAUAGGGCUUUCCAGAGUUUGGGAUCAUUCGUGUAAACCAGAGUUUUAAUGCGCCAAUAACAAUGGGAACUCACGAGCUAAUGUCCCUGUAUAGGCAUUUUAAUGUGCCACAGUCACUACCAAUAAAAUCGGCAUGUAGUCAGAUUCGACUGUUUAAUUACACGAGGUAGGCUGUUUUUAUUAGUAACAGACAGCAGUAUGGACAUUUUAAAUUUUGGUGAAAGAUAAUUCGUGGAGGAAAUACGGGAGGUCUUGGUCUUGAUAGGUUGUACUGAGCAAUAAUAGGGUUGUACUUUCUCAAUGUCUGUGGGCAGGACGAGGCCCUCCAAAGUCAAGCACAUUUGUAUGGUUAUGUAAUUAAUGUCUGAAUCAGCUGCAUAUAGGCAUAAGAACCUGCUCCAUUCUACUGAUAUAUAUAGAGAGAAAGAUGUGUGUGUGUGUGUAUACACACAUGUAUAUGUAUAUACAUACUUAUGUAUAUACACGUACAUAUGUAUAUAUACAUAUACACACAUAUAUGUAUAAACACACACUGCUUUCUCCUCCAUACAUACCUGGCACAAGUCACAAGGAAAAGGUAGGGUAAACUCCACUGAAAUUGAAACCAGGACAGGAAACUAAUCUUUAGAAAAGAUUAAGAUCUGGACAAUCAUUCUCCUGGUAAAAAUUAGAUACUUCAUAUAAAAGACUGAAACCAACCUAAUUGGAAGCUAAGAGCCUUAGUCUGACUUGUGGUUGUUUCCAGUACAGGACAUCUCACCUAGGGCCCCUUCCCAAAAGAAUCUCUUCCUGCGAAAACAAAAAUGUCUGAAUAAACUGAUCUGGCUCCACCCAGAUGCCCUGUUCUGGGGUGCUAGCGUGGUGACCUCUUCCUUCCCUUCCCUUCCCUUCCCUUCCCUUCCCUUCCCUUCCCUUCCCUUCCCUUCCCUUCCCUUCCCUUCCCUUCCCUCCCCCUCCCUUGAAUGAGUAUGCCCCACCCAGGGUCUUUUCUGUAGAUGCUAGACAGUAAAUAACUCAGGGUAUAAAGGGGAGUGGGCUCUGCACAGGCACCGAGACUGCUGAAAGGGGUUCAGAAGUUCUGGGGGGUGGCGGGGGGGGGGGCAAUAAGGGGAGGGUGUAUGGUGGUGGCAGUGUUUGAGUAGAGUGCCUGGAAAGUUCCUACCAAAAGUGAUAAAUUUGCUUGCCUGCCUGCCCGGGAAAAAUUGUCUCCAGUCCAUCACUACAAUUGAUCCCUGGUUCCCUGGGACCUGGACAAGACAAAAAGCAGCCUGGCUGACUACAGCAUUCAUUCGGUGUCACGGAUCUGGCUGCUGCAGGAGCUGGAGCGCCACGAUCCAGGCCUAAGCAGAAGCCAGGCGCUCACAGGCAGGAGAACUCUGCCGCCCUCUACUAGCUUCAGAGCCCACCGAGAAUAAAAUGGAAGCUCAGGCCCGCGCGCCAGGUUUCAGAGUCCUCGUGCUCUACCUAGCAAGCUUCAAGGAGACACCUGUUGGGCGGGCGCCCCCUCCCGGGCCAGCUCACACCUGACCCCUACGAAUCCCAAGCGCCCCCCAUUGACGCUCCUUUACAUCCAGCGUACUAGUGCCCAUCCUGGCCAUCGACUCCCCUCACUUGGGGAAAGGGAGCAGGUAUGGUCGAGAAAGUUUAGGGGCUGGGACCUAAGGGCUCAAGGGACCCGCGAGUCAACUCCUGGACCUCAGGUUACCUGAACCACCUCACGACUGCGACACUUCACAAGCUGGCCCAUGUCCUUUCGGGAAGUGGCAGUGGAUACUCUAGCAAAGUCAAGUCAGCUCUCCUGACAGGAACCUCUCCCCCAAUUUCGAACAGGCAUUCAACUUAACAAAAGAAAACAAAAACUCUUUUUGGACCAGAGUGGCGUUUGUUGAAGCGAGUCACUCACUGGCGUGUUCCAGACGUUAACGGACAUGAUGUUCCUAACACGGCCUGAAAUCUUCUCUGUGGACUUGGACAGAAGCCUCACCACGGGGCCUCCCACAGCUUCAAACCGAAACGCUCAGAUUCCGGGUAGAUGCUUGGCAGCCCAGGCACCAGGAGCAGGAGACCGGACGGGAAGCCACACGGGCAGCCUCAGCCUGGAGUACAGGCGGACAGAGGACUGUAGAAGUGGGAUGCCCAGGCAACUCUGCAGGUGUCUCCACACUGCCCUCCAUCUCCCUGCGGUGUCUGCCCUGGACACCGCAUGCGACCUGGGCUGCUAUCUUCAGGGUGAUGAGGGGUGCCCGAUCCGUAUGUUCUCCAGGUGGAUCGGACCUGGCCCGACUGCAGGAGGCCUUUGCUGACCAGUGCUAGGCGAGCAAGAGCGCCGGCAGUGCCCGGAUGGGGCCCCGGGAAGGAGAAAGGGCUCGCCAUACGACACGCACACCACCGGAAUGACUGGCGCCAUCAGCUACCAUCCAUAUGGCAGUGCGGCCUAUCCAUACCAGCUCAACGACCCCGCGUACCGUAAGAACGCUACGCGGGACGCCACUGCCACACUGAAAGCCUGGCUCAACGAACACCGAAAGAACCCGUACCCCACCAAGGGAGAGAAGAUCAUGCUGGCCAUUAUCACCAAGAUGACCCUCACGCAGGUCUCCACCUGGUUCGCCAACGCGCGCCGACGUCUCAAGAAGGAGAACAAAAUGACCUGGGCCCCAAGGAACAAAAGCGAGGAUGAGGACGAGGACGAGGGAGAUGCUUCCAGAAGCAAGGAGGAGAGUUCAGACAAGGCACAGGAUGGCACAGAGACCUCUGCGGAGGACGAAGGGAUCAGUCUACACGUCGACUCGCUCACGGACCACUCGUGCUCAGCGGAGUCAGAUGGGGAAAAAUUGCCCUGCCGCGCCGGGGAUGCCUUGUGCGAAUCAGGCUCAGAGUGUAAGGACAAGUUUGAGGACCUGGAGGACGAGGAGGACGAGGAAGACGAGUGCGAGCGGGACCUGGCGCCACCCAAGCCCGUAACCUCCUCGCCUCUCACCGGCGUGGAGGCACCCCUGCUGAGCCCGGCGCCCGAAGCCGCGCCGCGCGGUGGCAGCGGUGGCAAGACGCCCCUAGGCAGCCGGACGUCGCCAGGAGCGCCGCCGCCCGCCAGCAAACCCAAGCUGUGGUCGCUGGCCGAGAUAGCCACGUCGGACCUCAAGCAACCAAGCUUGGGCCCGGGUUGCGGGCCUCCGGGGCUGCCUGCUGCCGCCGCGCCUGCCUCGACUGGGGCCCCUCCGGGAGGCUCGCCCUACUCUGCUUCGCCCCUGCUGGGCCGCCACCUCUAUUACACGUCCCCUUUCUAUGGCAACUACACAAACUACGGGAACUUAAACGCAGCGCUGCAAGGCCAGGGCCUUCUGCGGUACAAUACCGCGGCCUCCUCACCAGGCGAGACACUGCACGCCAUGCCCAAGGCGGCCAGCGACACGGGCAAGGCGGGCUCGCAUUCACUGGAGUCCCACUACAGGCCUCCGGGCGGCGGCUACGAGCCCAAGAAAGAUACCAGUGAGGGCUGUGCAGUUGUUGGUGCAGGCGUCCAGACCUACCUAUAGGAGGGCCAAGGUCAGCAGUGCAAGUAGGUGUCACAAUUGCUUUGGAAAAAAAAGUCAGGAGGCUAUUCUCCCUUCCCAAGUUCAUAAAUACACAGAUACAAACCCCAGAUGUGGAAACCCGGACCACAUUUUGUGCCACUGUAUAAGAGGAUGCACACUGCACUGCCAACCCACAGACUCUAAGGACUGGACACACGUUGUUUGGGCAUAUGAGAACUUGUUGUCAUAGUAUAGCUUCCCUAUGUUUGUGUGACUUUUGGAAACAAUCUGUUUUUUCUCAGGAUAUCCUCAUCACUUCAUUGCCACGGUAUAUAUUCUAUAGGUGUGAUAGGACUUGCUGUAAAAUUUAUUUGUAAAAAAAAAUGUACACGGUAGAACUAACGUGAUUGAAGAACUUGAGUCCUUCAGAAGUGGAAACAAAUUUGAUAUUUAUUUUUAUAAUGAUAUAAAGCUUCUAGUAAUUUAUGCAAGUUGUAUUGCAAUGAAAUCUAAAACUUUUGUAAAUAAAUUCUGCCUGGUUUUUAUUUGAACAUUGCUGGUUAUACAAUCUCUGUUGGUUGUUUAACAUCAGUUCUCCUAUUAAUUUAUAUCUAAAACUGUAAAUAAAAACAGACGCGCCUACAAGAAAAUGGUGUUUGGGGCUCAUUUUUACUGGAGACCCAUUUGGGUAGAAGCUCCAGCGGUAGCCCUGGUUCCUGCCCCAAAGGUGGUCCUACCUCACCUUUUAAGUGAAGAGCCAGUGAAAUAAACGUCCUUCUUGAGCUUAUUUGAAAAACUGCAGACCUGAGAGAAAUUAAUGUACAACAGGGAGAUACCUACGGUUCCAGUUUAUUCACAUAGAAAUGUGUUUCCAGAAAGUAAUUCAGGUUUUUUUUUGUUCUCUGAAUAUGCAAAUCCCUACUUAGUGUAAAUUUCUAAAACAUGGAAGAAAACAAAAUAAAAGGAUAUGCCACCUC
This is a messenger RNA of Mus musculus (house mouse), 7222 nucleotides long. It is a transcript of the gene Irx2, whose product is annotated as Iroquois homeobox 2. The transcript is spliced from 5 exons. NCBI's taxonomy places the organism in Eukaryota, Metazoa, Chordata, Mammalia, Rodentia, Muridae. Gene Ontology annotation, biological process: negative regulation of transcription by RNA polymerase II; regulation of DNA-templated transcription; animal organ development. Gene Ontology annotation, molecular function: DNA-binding transcription repressor activity, RNA polymerase II-specific; DNA-binding transcription factor activity, RNA polymerase II-specific; DNA binding. Gene Ontology annotation, cellular component: nucleus. The coding region runs from base 5124 to 6266 and encodes 380 amino acids. The record is from RefSeq and is a predicted model, not a curated record.